Spodoptera frugiperda (fall armyworm) is the source of this 1567-nucleotide messenger RNA. RefSeq lists its product as uncharacterized. NCBI's taxonomy places the organism in Eukaryota, Metazoa, Arthropoda, Insecta, Lepidoptera, Noctuidae. The record is from RefSeq and is a predicted model, not a curated record. Gene Ontology annotation, molecular function: serine-type endopeptidase activity. Gene Ontology annotation, biological process: proteolysis. The transcript is spliced from 11 exons. The coding region runs from base 128 to 1498 and encodes 456 amino acids.
UUGCCUAGUGUGCGCUUACCCAAGUCUUAUCGAAGCCUAUGAAGACGUGUAUGUUGUUGCGACAAAGUUAAACAUUUAAGAAAUAAAUAAUUACUAUGUAAUUUAGGCAAAUUGUUCUAUUUAUAAAAUGUUGUUUGUUAUUAAUUUAUUAGUGUGCAUCACAACUAUAGUAUCUGCAAAUCCCACAGGAAGUUUUACUCCACUGCCUAAUAUCAAUAAUACACGACUGCCGACUAGGAGGAUACUACGAGGUCGCACCGUGGGAGACACCAGGCCCUAUAUGGUUUACUUGAGACCAGCGGCGGCAGCGGAUCCAAAGAUCCUGGAGACAAACUGGCUUUGUGGCGGAGUGAUCAUCCAUGAGAGAUACAUCCUCACAUCCGCUGCAUGCAUCGAGGAUGCGAAACAUUUCUAUGUCGUUUCUGGAUUAUCCACUUGGUAUCCUUUUCAAGAGCAAAACAACGAAUGCAUUGAGAAUGGUGCAAAGAAAGCUGUUUGGAAGUGUGUGCCGAAAUCUUACUACUUCGACGGCGAUGACUUCGACAAUAUUCGCUGGAUGGUCGGUGACAUAGCCGUCGUGAAGGUCGAAGACAAUUUCAACUUCGAGAGAAGAAUCCGUGGCUGCGACUUUAUACCAAAGAAAGUGGACUUCAACAAUCGAUCAGCUGAUUAUGAGAAAGCACGUCAAGUUGGUACAAUCGCUGGAUGGGGAACGACUGAGCGGUUUGGUGAUGAAGAUUUUCAACAGACUUAUCGAACCACAAUAAAUUCUCCAGCAUUGUUGGAGACAGACGUACAGUUAGUCUCAAAGAAGAACUGCAAGAGGCGCUGGGAACCUCGGUACCACUUCAUCAUAGACGAGCACAUGAUCUGCACGAGAGACAGCACUGAAGACGAUGGCAUGGGCACUGUUUGUUCGGAUCGUGAAGUCAACUGCAAAGAACUGGUUUAUAGCGAGGAGUCUUCUUCUUCUUCUGAUGACGAUCAUCAAAUGAAAAUCAAGAGACGAAUGAUGAUAGAGCCAAGUCAACUAGAAGUUCACACUGCACGCCAUGUCGUUGAUACUAGAAGAGUACAUAAAAUUACUACUGGAGGAUUUUGUGAGAACGAUCACGGUGGUCCCCUGAUCAUCGGGCAAGGCAAGAGUUCUAUGGUAAUAGGCGUCAUGUCUGCUUGCCUCACCAAGGACAUCGUCAGAAAAUGCUACGGACCCUUCCUCUACACCAGCGUGUACCGCUAUAGGAACCUCAUCACCUGCGCCAUUGACAAGGACCUUGGACCUACAUGCAGAAGAUUGCUACGGUCUUCGAAAACUCCUAUGAUUGAAACAACUUUUGAUUGGAGCAACCAUAUAGAUGGCCCAGCUAAGGACGAUCACUCAGCGCAUAAAGUACGUUCUGACGAUGUGGAUUCCGGUUACAAAAAGUCAGUAACAAAAACAGCCGCAAAAGCAAAACCCGUAGCAACAACGACUGCAGCUGAUUCUAGUGACACGUAGACAAUAAACCUUAGAGUUUUAACAAUAAAGUUCUUAUUCGUAGUGAUGUUACUCGUUUGGUUAUGAGGA